Cordyceps fumosorosea ARSEF 2679 is the source of this 1650-nucleotide messenger RNA. RefSeq names its product cytochrome P450 78A3. The record is from RefSeq and is a predicted model, not a curated record. Gene Ontology annotation, molecular function: oxidoreductase activity, acting on paired donors, with incorporation or reduction of molecular oxygen; heme binding; iron ion binding. Lineage: Eukaryota; Fungi; Ascomycota; Sordariomycetes; Hypocreales; Cordycipitaceae. The transcript has 2 exons. The coding region runs from base 1 to 1650 and encodes 549 amino acids.
AUGGCAGCCAUUCGAUUUAUACCGCUGAAACACAUGGCGGGCAUCAGCCUGCUUGGCAGCGUGCUCAUCAAGUUUCUUAAUCUGCUUGACAAUAGGGCGCAAUCCGUCAUUGUCUUCUUCGCUCUAUUCGCCGCACAGGCCACCAUAUACUCGGCAUAUGCGAUCCUCGUCUACCCUUUCUUCGUCUCGCCUCUUCGACACCUGCCCCAGGUCAAGGGCGGACUACCACUCAUCGGCCAUGGAAUCAACAUGCGUAAAAAGGGCGUUGGCGUCAUGGCAAAGGAUUGGAUUAGCGAAAGCCCCAACGACGGCUUGAUUCGCGUCAUGUGGCACUUCAACCAAGAAAUGGUCAUCGUCAACUCCCCGCAGGCCCUCUCCGAGCUCCUCGUCACCAAGUGCUACAGCUUCGAGAAGCCACUCUUCGCGCGCAAGUUCCUCGCCCAAAUCAUCGGUUGGGCGCUCCUCACCGUCGAGGGUGACGUGCACAAGAAGCAGCGCCGCGACAUGCUGCCUGCCUUCUCCUUCCGCCACAUCAAGGACCUGUACCCCCUCUUCUGGCGCAAGUCGUGCGAGUCCGUCCGCGAGAUGACCGCCCAGGCCGACGCCGCGGGCUACCAGGAGGUGGACAUCUCCGGCUGGACGGCGCGCUGCGCGCUCGACAUCAUCGGCCUCGCCGGCGUCGGCGUCGACUUUGGCUCCAUCAAGGACCCGGAGAACCCGCUGGCCAAGAGCUACGAGCUGCUGCAGCCCGACGAGGCCGACAUGGUGCUGAUCGGCAUGCGCGCGUUCCUGCCGGACAUCAUCAUGGACCACCUGCCGCUGCAGCGCGUGCGGGACGCGAAGCGCGCCUCGGCGCACAUCCGCGGCGUCGCCAAGGAGCUGAUCCGGGAGAAGCGCCGGCUACUGGACAACAAGGAGGAUGCCGGCCUGGACAUCCUGACCGUGGCGCUGGGCGGCCGGCUGUUCUCCGAGGACGCGCUCGUCGACCAGAUGAUGACCUUCCUGUCCGCCGGCCACGAGACGACGGCCUCGUCGCUCAUCUGGGUGACGUACUUCAUGGCCAAGUACCCGCACAUGCAGGAGCGGCUGCGCAAGGAGGUCCGCGACACGCUCCCCUCGCCGGACAGCGACGUCGAGGUUACCAGCGCCGUCAUAGACUCGAUGCCGUACCUCAACGCCGUGUGCAGCGAGGUGCUGCGGGCGCACAGCCCCGUGGCGCAGUCGGUGCGCGUCGCGAUGCACGACACCACGAUCCAGGGCCAGUUCAUCCCCAAGGACACGCUGCUGGUGCUCGUCCCCUGGGCGACCAACACGGACCCCAAGCAGUGGGGGGACGACGCGCACGAGUUCAACCCGGAGCGCUGGCUGAGCCCGGAGAACGGCGGCACCAACGCGACGAACCCGGCCAGCGGCGGCGCGACGAGCAACUACGCCUUCAUGACGUUCCUGCACGGCCCGCACAGCUGCAUCGGCGGCGCGUUUGCCAAGUCGGAGCUCGCGUGCCUGGCGGCGGCAUGGAUCGGACGGUUCAAGUUUGAGCUUAAGAAUAAGGCGAUGCUGGACGCGAGCAACAUCAAGAUCAACCCGAGCGUCGUGGCGAAGCCCGACGGCGGAAUGGAAAUGCGCGUCCAGGUGGUGGAGGGAUGGUGA